Eimeria tenella is the source of this 1665-nucleotide messenger RNA. Its product is annotated as N-acetylglucosaminylphosphatidylinositol deacetylase, putative. Bases 1 to 1665 code for a protein of 554 amino acids. Gene Ontology annotation, cellular component: endoplasmic reticulum. The record is from RefSeq and is a predicted model, not a curated record. Gene Ontology annotation, biological process: GPI anchor biosynthetic process. The transcript is spliced from 7 exons. Gene Ontology annotation, molecular function: N-acetylglucosaminylphosphatidylinositol deacetylase activity. NCBI's taxonomy places the organism in Eukaryota, Apicomplexa, Conoidasida, Eucoccidiorida, Eimeriidae.
AUGGCAUCUGCUGCUGCAGAGAGCUCGAAGCGAGCAGCUGCUGAGGAUUUGGCGACUGCGCCCACUGCCGACACUUCUCCUGCCGUCCCGGACGCGAGCAACAGCAGCAGCAGCAGCAACAGCAGCCGCAGCAGCAGCAGCCGCAGCAGCAGCAGCCACAACUACGGCGUGGCCCUGGGGGCUGUAGGCGCUGCUGUCUCCGUCACUUUGCUGCAGUACCUCCCGCGGCUGCUCUCUGCUGAAGGCAGACAGGCUCUGCGAGCAGCACUUGCAGGGGCUGGCAGCAGCGACUGGUUUUUGCUGUUUUGCUGCAGCAUUUUCUUUUGCGGAUGCAUUGGCAGCAUUUUGUACAACGCGCACUUGGCGCACAACUGCAGGCUCGAGCGGUUCGUUGCUGCGCUGGUGCGGCAGCAGCGCAGGCAGCAGCAGCAGCUGCUGCUGCAGCAGCAGCCGCUGCCCGAGCAGCAGCAGCAGCUGCAGGACCGAAACGCGCAGCAACGCGAGCAGCUCGAGCAGCAGCAGCAGCAGCAGCACCCACACGGGGAGGACAGCGAGUGCUGCUGCUGCGAUGAGGAAGAAGACAGAAUUGGCGUCUUGUUUGUCACAGCUCAUCCUGAUGAUGAGUCCAUGUUCUUCGCUCCUUCUAUUUCUCUCUUUGCUUCCAGCAAAGAAAGAUUUGAAGUUUUCGUGCUGUGUCUGUCCACGGGCGACUACGAGGGGCUUGGCUCAGUGAGGUCUGCGGAACUGGCAGCAGCAGCUGCUGCCUUCUGUGUCCCAAAGGAGAACUUUGUUUGUUUGGAUGAAAAGGAAAUGAAAGAUGGCUGGACGAAAUGGGACAGCAAGGCAGUUUGUGCUGCCGUGAAGUCAUUUGUGGAGAAGAGAAAACAAAUUCAAGUUAUUUUCUCCUUUGAUGAACUCGGGGUGUCUAGACACCCCAAUCAUUGCAGCGUCUACGAGGGACUUCGGCUCUACAACGCAGAGAUCCUUGAAACAUGCAAGGAGCAGCAGAAGCAGCACCAACAGCAGCGGAAGCAGGAGCACAAGCAGCAGCAGCAGCAGCAGCUGCAACUGAGAAAGGAUGAAGCGCAAGCAGAUUCGGAAGCUGGAACGCAGAGAAAAAGCCGGCAGCAGGAGGCCGAGGAUGAGCAGCAGCAGCGGGAGCAGCAGCAAAUGCAAGACAUGCAGCUGCUGCCUUCAGUGUUCAUCUUCUCCCUGCAAAGCUAUGGUCUGCUUCGCAAGUACUCGGGUGUUCUCAAUCUCAUACCAGCAACUAUUGACGCUAACAACAAGGGCGUAGACGUUGCAGCAUGUGUCACUCCAAGAGCUUCCGUCAGGGGGAUGCUGUGUCAUUCUUCCCAGCUUGUUUGGUUCCGUUGGCUUUUCGUUCUCUUCUCCAGCUCAGAUACAUGCAAAGGCGGGCAGCUGAAGCAGCCAUAUCAAGGACAUGCCAUUGCAUCCUUUUCUCCUGCUGCUGCUGCUCUCGCUGCUGCUUCCUCAGUAACUGCUGUGGCUCCUUUUCUUUCUAUAUUCCAUUUGACGGUCACUCGGAGCCUUCCCGGCACCAAAGGCUGCCUGUAUGGCGACACGGCGCAGUUGCUGGUGCUAGAGAACCAGCAGCAGCAACAGCAGCGGCAGCAACUGGUGCAGUUGCAGCCGGCCCUGUAG